Diabrotica balteata is the source of this 1717-nucleotide messenger RNA. NCBI's taxonomy places the organism in Eukaryota, Metazoa, Arthropoda, Insecta, Coleoptera, Chrysomelidae. The record is from the annotation of a GenBank genome assembly.
UUAAUGGGUUAAUGUUGGUUAAUGUCUACUUUUGCUGUCAAUUUAGCCCAAAAUGUCGGAAGAAAGUGAAAAAAACUCGUUGGAAAAAGUUAGCGAAGUCGAUGGAAGUACGGACGGAAUAAUAUUAAAUAAAAGUGCAAAGAAACGUAACAAAAAUAAAAAGAAAAAGAAUGAAAACCAAGAAGAAAACACUGACCAAAGCAACGAGGUUGUCCAAGCCGAAAACAACUUAUUAUCUAACCUAUCAAACCCUAUUAAUACAAUAUCAAUUAAGGAGCUAAAAGCAGCGAUGGAAGUAUUUACUCUAUCACAAAAACCUGCAAAAAGUUCAGAAGAAGCACUAAAGAAGACAUUCCAGUUUUGGAAUACCCAGCCUGUACCUAAAAUGGACGAAAAAAUAACUGUUAACGAAGCCAUUGAGCCAGACAAAGAACCUGCUGAAAUUAGACAAGAACCGUACAGUUUGCCUGACGGUUUUAUGUGGGACACUCUUAAUCUAGACGAACCGUUGGUGCUCAAAGAGUUAUAUACGCUACUCAAUGAAAACUAUGUCGAAGAUGAUGAUUGUAUGUUUAGAUUUGAUUAUCAACCCGAAUUUUUAAAAUGGGCUUUACAACCGCCGGGAUGGAAGCGAGAGUGGCAUUGCGGAGUCAGAGUUGUAAAAAGUGGUAGAUUAGUUGGAUUUAUCUCCGCAAUUCCAGCAACAUUAAACAUUUAUAAAAAGACACAAAGAAUGGUGGAAAUAAAUUUUCUGUGUGUACAUAAAAAACUACGUUCCAAACGAGUCGCGCCCGUGUUGAUUCGAGAAAUCACCCGCAGAGUACACCUAAAUGGCCUCUUUCAAGCAGUUUACACCGCCGGCAUAGUCCUACCGAAACCGGUUAGUACUUGUACCUACUGGCAUCGAUCGCUGAAUCCGAAAAAAUUAAUCGAGGUGAAGUUUUCUCAUUUAUCUCGUAAUAUGACGCUGCAACGGACUCUGAAGUUGUACAAACUGCCGGACAAGCCUAAAACUCCGGGAUUUAGGAAAAUGACAGCCGAAGAUAUACCUCAAGCUCACAAAUUACUGGUAGAGUAUUUAAGUCGAUUCGACCUAGCGCCAUAUUUUAACGAAGAGGAGUUCACGCAUUGGUUCCUACCUAGAACGAACAUAAUCGACAGUUUCAUAGUGGAAAACAACGGAGAAAUUACGGAUUUCGUCAGUUAUUACACUUUGCCGUCGACGGUAAUGCAUCACCCUGUUCACAAGAAUCUGAAGGCCGCGUACUCGUUCUACAACGUAUCCAAAGGCACAUCCUGGGUGCCUCUGAUGACAGAUGCCUUAAUUUCAGCCAAACAACUCAGUUUUGACGUUUACAAUGCCUUAGACCUGAUGGAAAAUUCCGAGUUUUUGUUGCAAUUGAAGUUCGGGCUAGGCGACGGGAAGUUGCAGUACUAUUUAUACAACUGGAAGUGCCCUAGUAUGAUGCCGUGCAACAUAGGACUGGUUCUACAAUAGGGCAUAGAAAUUAUUACUCGACUUUGCGUUUUUUUGUAUGAGAUCGGAACGUAGAGGCGGAAUAACGAUUUCUUUACAUUAUGAUAAAUUUCAAAUUAUAUAUAUACUUUUCUUGUCUACAAAUCUUUGGUUUCAAUUCAAUUAUACUUGUGAUAGUUGAUGUAUCACUUUUAAAUGUUUAUUUAGAACAGUUUAAAUAAAAUGAUUUAUUUAUAACAA